CGUGGUGCAGAGAAGGACCGGGGAGUCUGACUGACGGCCAUUUGGGUUAUUUCCACUUUGGAGUUAUUAUGAAUAAUGCUGUCGUAACCAUCAGUGUACAUGAUGGUCAUGUUUUCAUUUCUCUUGGUGGAGGCCAUUUUUGCCUGCAAGGGAAUGGCAGCUCACAUAAACCACAGCCGGCAGCGGGCCAAGGGCGCGGGCCAGCACCACCGUGCCGAGAGCUACCGCAACCAGAGCUUCGAAGAGCUGCGGGCAGCCUGUCUGCAGAAGAGAGAGCUGUUCGUGGACCCUUUCUUCCCUGCUGACCCCAGCUCCCUGGGCUUCAAGGAACUGGGACCCAACUCUAAAAAUGUGGAGAACAUCUUCUGGCGGCGGCCCAGGGAAAUCACAAACAAUCCUUGGUUCAUUGUGCACGGAGCCACUCAGAUGGACAUCUGCCAGGGGAUACUCGGGGACUGCUGGCUGCUGGCUGCCAUCGGCUCCCUCACCACGAAGCCCAAAUUGGUGCGCCGUGUGGUGCCCAGGGGCCAGAGCUUCAGGAAAAACUACGCUGGCAUCUUCCAUUUUCAGAUUUGGCAGUUUGGAUGUUGGAUGGACGUGGUGGUGGAUGACCGGCUGCCCACGAAGGAUGACAAGCUGGUGUUCGUGCACUCACUCAAAGGCAAUGAGUUCUGGAGCGCCCUGCUGGAGAAGGCAUACGCCAAGUUGAACGGCUCCUACGAAGCGCUGUCGGGGGGCAGCAUAGUGGAGGGCUUUGAGGACUUCACGGGGGGCAUAGCCCAGAGCUUCCAACUCCAGAGGCCCCCUCCAAAUCUGCCGAAGCUCCUGAGCAAGGCCCUGAAGAGAUCUUCCCUCGUGGGCUGCUCCAUCGAGGUCCACAGCAGUGAAGACCUGGAGUCGGUGACCAAAAUGAGGCUGGUGAGAGGACAUGCUUACUCCGUGACCGGCCUUCAGGAUGUCCCCUACAACGGCAAGAUGGAAAGAUUGGUUCGGCUCCGGAAUCCCUGGGGCCAGAUUGAAUGGAACGGAGCCUGGAGUGACAACGCCAAAGAGUGGCAAGAGGUGGCCCCAGUCAUCCGGAACCAGCUGUGGCACAGGAAGGAGGAUGGGGAGUUCUGGAUGUCAUACCAAGAUUUCCUGGACAAUUUCACACUCCUGGAAAUCUGCAACCUGACCCCUGACACACUCUCUGGAAACUAUAAUUGGCACACCACCCUCUACGAGGGCAACUGGCGGCGAGGCAGCACUGCGGGGGGCUGCAGGAACCACCCUGCCACGUUCUGGACCAACCCCCAGUUUAAGAUCCAGCUCCUGGAGGAGGAUGACCCUGAAGACAGCGAGGUUGUCUGCACCUGCCUGGUGGCCCUAAUGCAGAAGGACUGGAGGCGGGGGCGGCGUCUCGGGACCCAGCUGCAGACCAUUGGCUUUGUCAUCUACCCGGUCCCAAAGGAGUUGCAGGACAUUCAGAACAUCCAUCUGAAGAAGGACUUCUUCAUGAAGUAUGAAGCCCACGGCUUCUCAGAGAUCUACGCCAACUCACGGGAAGUGACCUCCCAGCUCCGGCUGCCCCCCGGAGAAUAUAUCAUUGUUCCCUCCACCUUCGAACCGCAGCGGGACGCCGACUUUCUGCUUCGGGUCUUCACAGAGAAGCACAGCGAGUCCUGGGAACUGGGUGAAGUCAACUAUGCUGAGCUGCUCCAGGAGGAGAAUGUUUCAGAGAGUGACAUAAGCCAGGACCUCCUACAUUUGUUUGGGAUUGUGGCAGGAGAGGGUAAGGAGAUAGGCUCCUAUGAGCUCCAGAAGCUGCUCAACAAGGUGGCCUCCAAAUUCAAAGAACUCAAGACUGGGAGCUUCGGCCUGGAUGCUUGCCGCUGUAUGGUCAACUUCAUGGAUAAAGAUGGCUCUGGCAAGUUGGGGCUUCUGGAGUUCCAGAUUCUGUGGCAGAAAAUCAAGAAAUGGACGGACAUCUUCCGAGAGUGUGACCAGGACCACUCGGGCACCAUGAACGCCUACGAGAUGCGCUUAGCAAUGGAGAAAGCAGGUAUGAAGCUGAACAACAAGGUGAUGCAGGUGCUGGUAGCCAGGUACGCAGACGAGAACAUGAUGGUGGACUUCGCCAGCUUCCUCAGCUGUAUCCUGAAGCUGAAGGCCAUGUUCAUAUUCUUUCUAACCAUGGACCCCAAGAAGACUGGCUAUAUUUGUCUGAACUUGGAACAGUGGCUGCAGAUGACCAUGUGGGGAUAGAGGAGCUCCAGGAGCCUGGCUCCCCACCACCUGCCAGGGUUUGGGCUGAGGUGGGGAAGGUUGGGCAAUGCUCUUGCAGCCCUCAGCUCUCUGUCUCUGAUGACGGGAUGUGCUCCAGGGGGGUGGCAGUGCUGGGCCCUUGAUGCCAUGUUUACUCCAGCAGUAGGCGCCACAUGCCCACCCUCCUUGCCCAGGGGGGCUUCUUUUCUAUUGCAGCCAGGCUUCUGGUGGCUGGACUUACUGCAGCCUCUCUCUCUCUUUGAGGAUGUUUUACUUAAAAUUAAGUGACACUUCCCCGGUCCCCACCCCCUGUCUGGGGAGGCCAAGAACAGGGAGAAGGGCUUGCAGUUUGCUCUGGGUACUUUCUGUCCUGCUCAGAUCUGGCUGCUGACAGCCCUUCCUCUUCUCUCCCUCCACCGUGGGCAUAAUAAACAGUG
This is a messenger RNA of Choloepus didactylus (southern two-toed sloth), 2681 nucleotides long. It is a transcript of the gene CAPN11, whose product is annotated as calpain 11. Bases 100 to 2244 code for a protein of 714 amino acids. Gene Ontology annotation, biological process: proteolysis. The record is from RefSeq and is a predicted model, not a curated record. Gene Ontology annotation, molecular function: calcium-dependent cysteine-type endopeptidase activity; calcium ion binding. The transcript is spliced from 23 exons. Gene Ontology annotation, cellular component: cytoplasm. NCBI's taxonomy places the organism in Eukaryota, Metazoa, Chordata, Mammalia, Pilosa, Megalonychidae.